Messenger RNA from Closterium sp. Naga37s-1, 1350 nucleotides. NCBI's taxonomy places the organism in Eukaryota, Viridiplantae, Streptophyta, Zygnematophyceae, Desmidiales, Closteriaceae. The record is from the annotation of a GenBank genome assembly.
AUGAUUCCCGAUAAUCGCGCGCUGCUCAACAUCGCAGGCAACUUCUUCUAUGGUGACCCCAUGCUCUACGCCGAUGGCUGUCAGUUCUGCCCCUCGGGGGUCAUUCAGCCCCUUGUCUUGACACCAGCCGACCUCACCAACCCCACUGGUGGCCACUGUAGACCCCAGGGGGAUGGAGCAAUAAUUGAGAUGACACGCGCAGGGGCCAACAAGAGGGGUGAGGCGAGUCUGCGGCAGAACUGUUUCACGCUGAACAAGCAGAUGGAGUGCACGGCGAACGAGACGCAGCGCAGCAGCGACGAGUGCCUGGCAUUCUGCAGCAUGUCGCGGGAGCUGGGGCCGUGCGACGGGCACGGAGCGUGUGUGCCGCCGCAGGCGGGGGCAGCAGAGGCGCGCUUCACGUGUGAGUGCGACGACGGAUACGUCCCGACCAACGGCACCCUCGGCUCCACCUGCGCCCGCCCUGCUCCGCCCCCUGCUGCAGGUACGCUGUGCUCUGUGUUUGCCUGCCUUGCUCCAACCCCCCCCUGCCCCACACGCACCCACCCACCACACAAAGUAGCACUCUCCACGGGUGCAGUGGUGGGCAUCGCUGUGGGCUCUGCUGCCGCCUUUGCACUAAUCCUCGCUCUCGUUGUCGCGCUGCUCUGGCCCCGCCAACGCCGGCGGUGGAGCGACCUGGACGUGUGUCAGGAGUUCAGCAUGGGGGAGAUUCUGCGGGCGACAGACAACUGGGCGAGCAGCAAUGUGUUGGGGAAGGGCGGCUUUGCCACCGUCUACAAGGGCGUCUCCUCCAAGGGCGAGCUCUGGGCUGUCAAGCGCAUCGCACUUAUGUCCAACGACUUUGAAACCAAGGUGCGGGCAAUGGCGUCGCUGCGGCAUGCGAACGUGGUGCGCCUGUUGGGCUUCUGUCUGCAUCAGAACGUGGAGAGCGGCCAGCAGGAGCAGAUCCUCGUCUACGAGUUCGUGCCCAACGGGGACCUCAAGUACCACAUCCAUGACUCCAAGACUCGCAAGGUGCAGGUGUACGAGCUGGGGGAGUUGAAGGACGCGGCACUGGAGGCGCCGGACGAGGCGGUGGUGGAGCUGGCAGACAUCGCGCUGGACUGCCUCAAGAUGCCCGCCUCGCGCCGCCCCAACAUGAAGGACGUCGCCCGCCGCCUCCAGAACCUCCUCUCGCUCUACUGCGGUGACGAGGACCUCUCCUCCCUCUCAGAACCCAGCCUUCGCUUGGCGGGAACGCCACGUGGCGAGAGCAGCUCGUUCGGGAGGAGUGACUGGUCGGAGGCAACGAGCAGUGCGUCCAAGCUCACCCAUUCGCUGUCAGAGAAGUGGCGGAUGAUUGAGUAG